Tremella mesenterica DSM 1558 is the source of this 1887-nucleotide messenger RNA. RefSeq lists its product as uncharacterized. NCBI's taxonomy places the organism in Eukaryota, Fungi, Basidiomycota, Tremellomycetes, Tremellales, Tremellaceae. The coding region runs from base 1 to 1887 and encodes 628 amino acids. Gene Ontology annotation, biological process: transcription by RNA polymerase II; transcription by RNA polymerase I; nucleotide-excision repair. Gene Ontology annotation, cellular component: transcription factor TFIIH core complex; transcription factor TFIIH holo complex. The transcript has 9 exons. The record is from RefSeq and is a predicted model, not a curated record.
AUGUCAUCAUCAACAGAUGUCACUCUUCAAUUCUCUGCAGAGCUCAAGAAAGUGCCCGGGGUUCUGUCCGUCACGCCCACCGCUGUCGCCUGGGUUCCCAGUGUACCGGGCACGAUGGAUCGUCAGUCACAAAACUUGAAUCGGGCUAUUGCAAUGUUCGCAUCCAAACCUACCUCCCCAAGGAUAUCCCUCAAGAUCACUUUCAAAGAUGAUAUCCCCUCGGGUGGUCUCACUUUCACAUUCACCUCUCCUACCUCCUCCUCUGAUCGUACGUCUGUACAAGAUCAUCUUAUCCCUUACAUCACAGCUAAUCGAGCUGCCUCUGCCCCCACCCCAGCAGGUCCUUCGACCCCUUUAACAGGCUCUACACCUGGGACACCAUCGGCUGUGGCAAAAGGUAAACGGAAAGCCGAUGAGACCCCCGAUGCGCCUGUGAGAACCCAAGGAUUGGAAUUUAAAAUCAGGAGGAGGGUGUUGGAGAAAAAUCCUAAUUUGAAAUUGUUACAUCGUGAACUCGUCUUGGGUGGUCAGAUUCAGGAAGAGGAGUUCUGGGAUGGUCGGGAGGCCCUACUUCACGCAGAAGAAAUGGAAUACGCUCAACGACCAGGUAGACCUUCUCGUCUACUAGACGAUCGUUUUGACCUCACUGGAACGAAGAAAUCCGCUGUGACAGUGGGAGGUACAGGUGUGGGAGUGAAAAAAGUUGAGAGUGGACCGGUUGUCCUGAACAUCACUAAAGAGCUCACGAGGGAAAUCUUUGAAGAAUUUCCAGUCGUCCAAGAUGCCUAUGCGAAGUUUGUACCAGGUAUAUCCGAGGCAGAGUUCUGGUCUCGGUACUUUACUUCACAAUUAUGGGAACAACACCGAGCCUCUGUUCGAAAGUCCACAGCGGAAGAAGGGGCGAAACGCCGAGACCCUAUAUUUGAUCAGUACCUCGAGGAACCGGAUUGGGAUGCACAACCGAAACAUGCACCUUCCGAUCAGAUCGAGCGGUUUCUUGAUCUGUCAGCUACAGAGGAGGAUCAUGGCGAAGCCAUCACUGUCCGCGACGUAACGAUGCAAGCUGGCAGAGAAAGAAGCUCUUUACCACUUAUGAGACGAUUCAACGAUCAUUCGCAAAAACUCUUGAGAGCAGGGCGGGAUCCAAGUCGAUUAAGUGAGAGUACACUUCCGGAAGACGUGAACAUUUACAACGAGAUUGACCUUGAAGAUCUACACUCUCCAGCUGCAUCAGGCACUAUAACGCUUCAAGUACGAGAUGAACCAAUCCGGAAGGAUGGAAAAGAAAAAGUUCUUCUGCCUGGUAAGACCCCAGAGGAACUCGCCGAUUUGGCGGAGAGAGAAACUCGCCGUAUCCUCAAUUGGACACCCGAUCUAUCUUCCGUCUCUCUUCAACCCCCGGCAGGAGGAUGGCAAGCCAACCGACUUGCAUCAACUUCCACGGGAGAUGAACUUCAACAAGCAGAAGCUUACGAAAAAUAUGCAGCUCAGAGAGAUGGUCAAAGUGCUGCUAUACAAGUUGUCAAGGACAUGUAUGUGGCUAGUAAUUUGGAAAGGGUGGAAUUGCCCGCAAUACCAGAUGAACUCCUCCACCAAAUCCGAUCUUGUCACAAUGCCGCCACUGAAUUUCUCCGUCAAUACUAUUCUGCCACCCUUCCUAAUCCUUCCAACCCUAACCUCACUCCUGCGGCCGUAUCAGCCAGAUCGACCCGAGCUACUAAAAUGGCACAAUAUCUCCGUGGGACAGAAGCUAAAGUAAACGCUGUGGUACAUACCGCUCAAAUCGCCGGUGUGGAUCCAGAGAGGGUUAGAGCUGUUUUGAGUUGUACGGUUGGAGCGGUGAGGUUAGCUUUGAUCAGAGAAGAGAGGAGAAAGGGGUUUAGUUGA